AAUUAGAAAAUAAUCAAGACAUUGAAUUAAAGACUGCUCCCGAGUAUGUGAUUGGUUAUUUAGUGGAAAAGUUAAGAAAUAAGGAUUUGUUGAAGAGCAGGGAUAAAGAAAUAGUGAGAUUAAUUGGUAAAAGAAGCAAUGGAGUUAGUUUACGCACUAAAAAUAAUAUUCCACCGGUUGUGGAAGAACAAAUUAUUUGUCAAGAACAGGAAACUCUGACUAAGCAACAAGUAAUACCCCAAGAUUUUGUCGAGUUAACUACUCGGGGAAAAAAUUACAUGUGUUCCACCGAAGAAUUAAUGGAAAAAUUAGGUUUAGAAUCUGGUAAAAACUGUUCUGAACUAAUUUUUAUUUCUCCCGAAGUAUUAAAAAGAGAAACAGAAUGUGGAGGAGUUGCUCUCAAAAAUGAAAAAGAAAUAUUUUUAGCCCCCCAGAAAAGCAAAUUGUUUAGAGAAAAAGGA
Molecule: messenger RNA, 461 nt
Organism: Racocetra persica
Lineage: Eukaryota; Fungi; Glomeromycota; Glomeromycetes; Diversisporales; Gigasporaceae
Source: the annotation of a GenBank genome assembly